CGAUAACGUUGUUGAAUUUCUAUGUAUUACAUAUUACACCCACAAGAACGUUGCUGUUGAUUGUAAAUUUUAAUACACAAUCGGUGGUGCAGAUAGGUCAAUAAUGCGUAGUUGGUAAAUAAAGUCACGCAUCUCAGUGCUAUGUGACAACUUUUGGACCAGACCAGCGAGCAUGGCAAGAAUAUUUUAAAGUUAGGGAUAAUUCAUUACACUUUUAGCCUGUUUCUAUGAUUCCUCUUCCUCUUUUAUAUAUUUUUACGACAAGUGGCUGGACGAAUAUCUUGAUAUUUCUAAAUAUUCAGAUGCAAAUUAGAUAUUUUUAAAAAACUACAUACUAAAUAACUUUACUAUUUACUACAAUUUGCAAAAUGAUUUUAAUACGAUAUUCAUUUGUAAGAUAUUUACUAACUGAAGCCUUUUAACAAAAAAAAAAGAUAUUUACUAAUAGUAUAUAAAAUUGUAAUUUUUUUCCUUGAAAUGUCACAUUUUUUUAUAAAUGGCAAAUUUAUACAAGAUUGACGCAAACUGUUAAAACCAUGUACGACAAAUAAUCAUUUGCCACCCAUGUUUCUGAUAUAUAGUUCUAAUAAAAAAAUGGAAAAUGUAAUUUAAAAGGUCUAAUUUACUUAAACUCCAUUUAGGCUUUUUUUAAUGUCUGAUUAAUUAUGCUAUUACAACGCUGAGAAAUAUUUCAGAAACGAUUUUACAUCCGACAAUUCUACUAUCAUAUGAGAAUAUACGUCUGACUGCGUCACUUCGAACCACCCUAUGAGAUCCAUGUUCAAUGAUAUUUACAGAAGAUCUCUUGUAAUAUUUUUUCUUCAUAAUUUACAUAAUUUAUGUUUUUUGAGAUUUGAAUUUCAGACUUUGUGGUAUAAAAGUAUUAAUGAACCCUUAGUCAAACUACUGAACUAAUGACGAGGGAACAUGAAGGGUAAUGUGGAUCAGUCCCAAAAAGUACUCGCAUUAUAAAAGAAGAGGUGACAUCGAUCUUUAACUUUAAACACAUGUGAUCCAAUUUAUGGGGGAGGAAAUGGGCCACAGGCCUUUGAAGAAAAAAGGAGAACGGGCCUAAAACUAAGGCAUUAUUGCUCUACUUCACAGGCCUUUAACCAUUUUUAAUUUUGGAUUUAGAUUUUAACCCUCGUCCUCUUAUUUUAUUAUUGUAGAUUUUGUCGUCGUCUCUCCUCCCUUCCCUGUAAAUUAUAUAUACACAUAAAAGGGUAUAUACUCUUUAAGAUGCGUAUGAGUCCGCUCCUUCCGUAUUUUCUGUCUGAAUUUGGGUGCUUUUCUUCUCUGUCGGGAUUCUAGGUUUCAGAAAUUAUAAUUAUUUUGAAAAAAAUAGUUCCACUUUGGGUUUCACAAAAUUAUUGGGGGUUCUCUUUGUUGAUUUGUUCGUAGCGUAUACACUGAUUCAAGUAUUUUAUUUUCUUCUUUAAUAAAACAAAACAAGAAGUGUACUUUAAUAAUGCGGCAAUGCCGUACGAUAAGACAAUAUAUAAUAUGACUUUUUAUGGUAAUAAAAAAAGGAAACAGGUCAAAAGAAGCCACUUAAAAGAUGGCAAGUGUCAAGAUAUGACAAGCGAUUUAUGUUUAAAAUAGUAAGAAGCCUUUUGCCCUAAAUUCCCAAACUAGCCAUAUGUUCUUUCCUUUUGUGGGCUCUUCUCAGCUCUCUGCUCUGUCUCUUUCUUUCUAUUUAUAAUUUCGAUCACAGAACUCACAUUGGUUUUCUUCUCGAGCAGAUCUAGCGCGAUCUGUUUUUCUCCAAUUAGAUUCUUUGACGAAGCGGUGAGAAAAUGGGAAGGGGAAAGAUCGCGAUUAAGAGGAUCGAUAACUCGACGAGUCGUCAGGUGACUUUCUCCAAGAGAAGGAACGGCUUGUUGAAGAAAGCCAAGGAGCUUGCGAUUCUUUGCGAUGCUGAAGUUGGUGUUAUCAUCUUCUCUAGUACUGGCAGGCUCUACGAUUUCUCCAGCUCCAGCAUGAAAUCGGUAAUAGAGAGAUACAGAGAUGCCAAAUGUGACACCAAUUCGGAAAUGAACCCAGCUUCAGAACUCAAGUUUUGGCAAAACGAGGCUGCGAUUCUAAAGCGUCAGCUACAUAACUUGCAAGAAAACCACCGGCAAAUGAUGGGUGAAGAGCUCUCUGGACUAAGUGUGGAAGAUCUUCAGAAACUGGAGAAUCAGCUUGAGAUGAGCCUUCGUGACGUACGAAUGAAAAAGGAACAAAUGUUAGUCGAAGAAAUAAAAGAACUGAACCGAGAGGGUAAUCUCGUGCACCAAGAGAAUUUAGAGCUCCAUAAGAAAGUAAACCUAAUGCACCAGCAGCACAUGGAGUUACAUAAGAAGGUUUCAGAGGUUGAGAGUGUGAAAAGCGCAGACAAAAUUUCUCUUCUCACAAAUGGUCUAGACAUGGGAGGUAACUCGAGCGAACAUGUCCAUCUUCAGCUCAGCCAACCCCAGCAGCAUGACGAAACAAGUUCCAAAGCUAUCCAACUAAGCUAUUUUUCUUUCAUUGCGUGACAUAACUCAAUUUGACAUUAGCAGCUUGCCAUUGAAUAAACAAAGCAAACACAAACAUGAUCAGAGAUUGUAAUCACAUCUCGAUCAGAAACCAGCUUUGUAUUUUUAUUUUAGUUUCUCUGCAAAGAACAUUGGUUUGGCGUUUAUGCAUGUACUGUGAUGGACCUGAUGGUCAAAGAAUGUAGUGUUUUUUUUUUCUCAGGUUCGGAGAAGCCUAUCUAUAUUUAUAUUAUUUUUUCAAA
Brassica rapa (field mustard) is the source of this 2761-nucleotide messenger RNA. RefSeq names its product agamous-like MADS-box protein AGL16. The record is from RefSeq and is a predicted model, not a curated record. Lineage: Eukaryota; Viridiplantae; Streptophyta; Magnoliopsida; Brassicales; Brassicaceae. Gene Ontology annotation, biological process: positive regulation of transcription by RNA polymerase II. Gene Ontology annotation, cellular component: nucleus. Gene Ontology annotation, molecular function: DNA-binding transcription factor activity; RNA polymerase II transcription regulatory region sequence-specific DNA binding; protein dimerization activity.